GCUCCGACCGGAUCCCCGCCUCUCACCGGACUCAAAUUCCGCUAUGGGGAGAAGGUCGGCUGUGGGAACAUGGCGCAGUUACUCUGGAUUAACUUCCCUCAGGAGAAACUCUGGAGCAUCGCUACUUGGCACACAAACUCUCCCCGUAUCCACCGAUAAGUGAAGCCACUGUAAACCCAGCAGAACCCGCUUUUCUCAGCUCCACUCGUGUUGUUUUGGAGGAGUUUUCACAAGUCCUGCCUUCACCGCUGCUGUUACUGCUGUGUGUGUGGGAUGAGAGUUUGGAGCCGCCGGAUUUAGCAGAGAAGAGAGCAGGAUGGAAAAGCAAAGAACCAGGAAAGAAAAGUUCUCUCUGUUCGGUUCUCGCUCCACCAGCAGGACCGCCGUCCCUCCCUCUUCCUCCUCCUCCUCUUCCUCUCCUCUCAUCCCUCCUUCGGCCCCUAAAUUAAAAAAGGCCGACCGCCCCCCCGAUCCGCCCGGACCGCCCGGUCUGAGCAAAGCAGAGUUCCUGGAGCGCGUGCGUCGCAGUAACCAGGCCUGCCAGCAGGGGGAGUUUGCUCUGGCCGUGCGUCUGUACAGCGAGGCCCUGACCGCCGACCCACAAAACUGCAUCCUGUACAGCAACCGCUCUGCAGCCCACCUGAGACUGGGUCAGUACAGCACGGCUCUUGACGACGCCAUCAAAGCUCGACUCAUCAAUCCAAAGUGGCCAAAGGCCUACUUCCGUCAGGGUGUUGCUCUGCAGUACCUGGGUCGUCAUGCCGACGCCCUCGCAGCCUUCGCCUCCGGCCUGGCCCAGGACCCCAAGAGUCUCCAGCUGCUGGUCGGCAUGGUGGAGGCCGCCAUGAAGUCGCCCCUCAGAGACUCUCUCGAGCCGACCUACCAGCAGCUCCAGAAGAUGAAGCUGGAUAAAAGCCCAUUCGUGGUCGUCUCCGUCAUCGGCCAGGAGCUGCUGACUCACAGUUUCCACGGCGCCUCCGUCGUCGUGCUGGAGGCGGGACUUAAGAUCGGCACGUGUUCCCUAAAGCUGCGCGGAUCCGUCUUCUCCGCCCUAAGCUCCGCCUACUGGUCCCUGGGAAACACCGAGAAGAGUAUGGCGUACAUGCAGCAGGACCUGGAGGUGACCAAGACUUUAGGUGAUCAGUCAGGUGAAUGCAGGGCUCACGGGAACCUUGGCUCCGCCCUCUUCUCCAAAGGAAGUUACAGAGAAGCUCUGGCCAAUCACAGAAACCAGCUGGUGCUAGCUAUGAAGCUCAAGGACAGAGAGGCGGCGUCUGACGCUCUCAGCAGUCUGGGUCAUGUGUACACGGCGAUCGGCGACUACCCCAACGCGUUGGCGAGUCACAAGCAGUGUGUGCUGCUGGCUCGACAGCGACAGUGUCAGCUGUCUGAGGCCCGCCAGCUGGGGAACAUGGGCGCCGUGUACACCGCGCUGGGAGACUUCACCAACGCUGUGCAGUGCCACGAGCAGCACCUCGACAUCUCGAAGACUUUGGAGAACCGUCGCGAGGAGGCGCGAGCGUACAGUAACCUUGGCAGUGCGUAUCACUCUCAGCGGGACUUUGACAAGGCGAUAUCAUACCACACGCGGGUUCUGGAGCUGGCACAGGAGCAGGGAGACCGAGCCAUCGAGAUGAGGGCGUACGCUGGUCUGGGGCACGCUGCCAGAUGCAUGCAGGACCUGGAGCGGGCGCGUCAGUACCACCAACACCAGCUAGAACUCGCCCAGGAGCUGCAGGACAGAGCCGCUCAGGGCCGAGCCUCUUCCAACCUGGGCAUCAUACACCAGAUGAAGGGGGAGUAUGACAAAGCACUGAAGCUCCACAAAGCCCACCUGUCCUUCGCCCAGGAGCUCAGUGACUACGCCGCCCAGGGGAGGGCGUACGGCAACAUGGGAAACGCCUAUCACGCCCUCGGCAUCUUUGACCAAGCCGUGCGGUACCACCGACAAGAACUUCAGAUCUCACUGGAGGUGAACGAUCGUCCAUCCCAGGCCUCCACACAUGGAAACCUAGCUGUGGCCUACCAGGCGCUGGGUGCUCACGACCGAGCUCUACAGCACUACCUUCAUCAUCUGACCAUCGCACGAGAGCUCCAAGACACUCAGAGCGAAGCGAGAGCACUAGCUAACUUGGGGAACUUCCACUGUUGGAGAGGCGAAUACGCUCAGGCAUUGCCGUACUAUCAGCAGUACCUAAAUCUGGCCCCGGGCCUGCAGGACCUGGAGGGGGAAGGGAAGGUUUGCCACAACCUCGGCUAUGCUCACUACUGCCUGGGACAGUACAGAGACGCUGUCAGGUAUUACGAGCAGGACCUGGCCCUAGCUAAAGACCUACAGGACAAGUUAGCCCAGGCGAAGGCCUACUGUAACCUGGGCCUGGCCCACAAAGCACUGAGGGAGUACAGCAAAGCAGAGGAGUGUCAGAGAUACCUGCUCUCUAUAGCACAAGCUUUGGAUAACACACAGGCUGUGUUCAGGGCCUUUGGGAACCUGGGGGAUGUGUGUGUGUGCCGGGGUGAUCUUCCAGGAGCCGUGAGGUUCUACCAGCAGCAGUUAACCUUGGCUCAGAGGGUCGACGAUCAGAAGAUGGAGGCCGACGCGUACUCUGCGCUCGGAUCAGUUCAUAGGCUGCUCCGUCAGUUGGAUACAGCCUUGUCCUUCCACAGCCAGGAACUGACCGUCCGAAAAGAUCUAGGUGACCAGCAGGGGGAGUGCCGCGCCCUUGGACACCUGGCGGCGGUGCACAUGGCCCUGGGAGACUACGCUACAACCUUCCAGUGUUACGAGACCCAGCUGGGCCUGGCUCAGGGACUCAGGGACGCCCGAUUGGAAGCGCAGGUCCACGGGAACAUGGGCAUCACCAAGAUGAACAUGAGCGUGUUCGAGGAGGCGAUCGGAUAUUUCGAGCAGCAGUUGGCCAUGCUGCAGCAGCUGAGCGGGACCGAGAGCAUGCUGGACAGAGGCCGGGCCUACGGGAACCUGGCCGACUGCUACGACGCUCUGGGAGACUUCGAGGAGGCCAUUCAGUACUACGAGAAGUACCUGACGGUGGCUCAGAGUCUCAACCACGUCCAGGACCAGGAGAAGGCCUACAGAGGACUCGGCAAUGCUCACAGGUCUAUGGGAAGUCUCCAGCAGGCUCUGGUGUGCUUUGAGAAGCGACUGGUGGUGGCCCAUGAGCUCGGAGGGGAAGGAGGGGGCAAGGCUCAGGCUUAUUGGGAGCUGGGUACCUUACACAGCCAGCUGGGGAACUACGAGCAAGCCCUCUCCUGCCUGGAACAUCAGCUGAAUAUUGCACGAACAGCUGGGGAUAAAUCCCUGGAAGCAGAAGCGAGCGACGCUCUCGGGGGCGUUUAUCAGCUGAUGGCAGACAACGAGACGGCGCUACAGUGGCACCAGAGGGCUUUGGACAUAGCAGAGCAGACGGGAUGCGUGAGGAGCCAGGGUCGAGCCUACGGAAACCUGGGACUGACCUAUGAAGCUCUGGGAAACUACGAGCGGGCGGUGGUCUUCCAGGAGCAGCACCUGAGUGUGGCGGCCCAGACCAACGAUCUGAUUGCCAAAACGCUCGCCUACGGGAGCCUCGGGAGGAUCCACCAUGCACUGCAAAACUCUGCACAGGCUGUGAUGUAUCUACAGGAAGGUCUGCGUCUGGCGGAGCAGUUGGGUCGGAGAGAAGAUGAAGCUAAGAUCCGCCAUCGCCUCGGCCUGUCGCUGUGGGCCGGAGGAAACCUGGAGGAGGCUCAACACCAGUUGUACAGGGCGUCGGUGUUAUUUGAGACAUUUCGUCAUGAAACGCAGCACAACACGGAUUACAAGCUCUCUCUGUUUGAUCUGCAAACCAGCUCGUACCAGGCUCUCCAGAGGGUCCUCGUCAGCCUAGGCCGACACGAUGAGGCCUUGGCGAUAGCAGAACGAGGGCGAACACGAGCCUUCGCCGAUCUCCUUGUUGAACGUCAGAAAGGAAGUCAGCUGGCAGCGAGCGCCGACCCGUACAUCCCGGUCACAGUGGAGAACAUCCUGGAGACGGUGAACGGUCAGAGGGCCGUGGUUCUGUAUUACUCUCUGGCUGGAGGCUUCCUGUACAGCUGGCUGAUAGCACCGGGCACAGGUAUUGUGAAGUUUAACGAGGUGUACCUGGGAGAGGCUGGGGUGGAGGCUUCAGAGCUCCAGGAUGGAGGAGGGAGUCCACAGAGCGGAAGAGGGGGAGGAGGAGGAGGAGGAGGUGGAGGUCCUCUCUCUCUGGAGCAGUACAUCAGUAACGCCAGAGAAGCUUUAGGAGUGGACAGCCACUACAGCAGAGUUUGCUCCAGCAGCGAGACGGAGAGUGAAGCCGGAGAUCUGUUGGAGCAACAGUUUGAGGAGCUGAACAACAAACUCACCUCAGCCACAGACCCCACAGGUUACCUCCGCAUGGUGUCCAGAAACAACCUCUUCAACAGAAGCUGUCAGAGCAUGACGAGUCUCUACAGCGCCACCGUUUCUCCGGCUAAGGAGAGCUCAAACUCUCCUCUAUGCAGGCCGAGUAACAUCAGCAAACCUCCUCUGCGAGCCCUUUAUGACUUACUCAUAGCACCGAUGGAAGGGGGCCUGAUGCACAGCAGCGGACCUGUGGGCAGACACAGACAGCUCGUGUUGGUGCUGGAGGGAGAAUUGUACCUGAUCCCAUUUGCCUUGCUCAAAGGCAGCUCCUCUAAUGAAUACCUUUAUGAAAGGUUCAGUCUCAUUUCUGUUCCUUCUUUAGCCAGCCUGGGAGCAUCCGUCAAGCCUCAUCCCCGUCGUGGAGGCCCCUUCCACUGCUCUGACGGAGGCUCGGUGGCUGCAGUGGUCGGAGCUCCUCGCCUGCCCUCCUCUGUGAUGGACCGCUGGCUGUGGGGACCGUUACCUUCAGCCCAGGAGGAAACCCUGGGCCUCGGGGAACAGCUGGGGUGUCAUCCUUUAACCGGAGCGAACGCCACAAAGGAGCGCGUUUUAGCAGCUCUGAAUCAGGCCGAGUGCGUCCACUUUGCAACUCACAUAUCCUGGAAACUCGCCGCUUUGGUCCUCGCGCCCAGCCAGGAGCAUGCAGGAGGAGGAGGAGGGGGAGGAGGAGGAGGAAUAUCCAGGGAGAGGUCACCAUGUGGAACAUCAACUGCAGGCGACACUGAAGGUCAAGACGGGAGAAUCAGGGGUUCAUUUUCAAAGAGCCACAGCAGCCCGGAGGGACUCAGAGGAGCAGACGAGAUGAGCGAGGACGGGGACAGUUUGUGUGACUUGGAGAGCGUGUACGACAGUCCACCUCUUCAUGACUUCCUCCUCACUGCUGCAGACAUCCUGGACCUGUGCCUGAGCGUCAAACUGGUGGUUCUGAGGUUGUACCCGGAGUCCAGCAGCAGGGUGUCAGCAGACGGGGUGGUGGGUCUGACCCGGGCCUUCCUGGCCGCGGGUGUCCAGUGCGUGUGCGUCUCCCUGUGGCCCGUGCCAAUAGCCGCCUCCAAACUGUUCACGCACACCUUCUACACGGCGCUCCUCAACGGGACCAAAACCAGCGCCGCUCUGACGGAGGCCAUGAAGACGCUUCAGAGCAGCAAACACUUCUCACACCCCUCCAACUGGGCGGGUUACAUGCUGAUUGGCAGCGAUGUGAAGCUGAACAGCCCGAUGUCUCUGGUGGCUCAGGCUCUGUCAGAGAUCCUGCAGUACCCGGAGAGGGCCAGAGACGCCCUCAGAGUGCUGCUCCACCUGGUGGAGAAGUCUCUGCAGAGGAUUCAGAGCGGUCAAUGUAACCCGAUGUACACGUCGCAGCAAAGCGUCGAGAACAAGGUCGGCGGGGUGCCCGGGUGGCAGGCCCUCCUCUCUGCGGUGGGUUUCCGGUUAGAUAUCUCCGGUAGCGGUGCUGGUCUCCCGGCGGCGGUUUUCUUCCCGACAUCAGACCCCGGGGAUCGUCUGCAGCAGUGCAGCACCACUCUGCAGUCACUGCUCGGUCUCACUCCAGCAGCUCUGCAGGCUCUCUGCAAACUGGUCACAGUGUCUGAGGCUGGAGAGCAGCUCAUUCAUAAGGCGGUUAAAAGCAUGGUGGGAAUGCUCCAUCAGGUGCUGGUUCAGUUGCAGUCGGGCGAUAAGGAGCAAGACUUCUCUCUGGCUCCCAUUCAGGUGUCGAUAAGCGUUCAGCUCUGGAGGCUUCCAGGCUGCCACGAGUUCCUGGCUGCCCUCGGUUUCGAUCUGUGUGAGGUCGGUCAGGAGGAGGUCGUGUUGAAGACUGGAAAGCAGGCGAGCAGACGCACUAUGCACUUCGCUCUGCAGUCUCUUCUGGCUCUCUUUGACUCCACGGAGCUUCCCAAGCGUCUGAGCAUGGACAGCUCCUCGUCCCUGGAGUCCCUCUCCUCCUCCCAGUCCACCUCCCAGCCUCACUCCUUACCCCUCUCCUUCAGCGGCUUCCCCCCUCAGCCAUCCUUCUUACCCCCAGUCUGCCCCGACAACCUCUCCUGCGACGCCAUCUCCGUCUACAGCCUCAGCUCCCUCGCCUCCUCCCUCAGCUUCCUGUCGCGGCCCGAGCCCGCAGGAAGUGACAUCAUCAGCCAGCGUUCGCACCCGCAGGACCUGGACAGAUCCCGAGGCGGAGGGGGUCUUUACUCCUCGCGUCGAAACUCGGGAGGCCUGCAAAGAGGUCGCCUGACCAAUCAGGGAGGAGGAGGAAGAGGGGAGGAGGACGACUACGAGGGGUACUCCAUAAUCAGCAGCGAGCCGUUAGGGCGAGGGAGGAGGGAGUGCGACACGCUGCCUCUGCCUGCAGGACACAGACAGGGCAGGGGGGCGGCUGGGCGAGGGUCUGCAGGGGCUCAUGGGUACCCUCUUACGAUGUCCUCCAAAGGAAGCGUCAGCACGCCUACGUCGCCGAUAAAAGCUCCGCCCCCGCUGCCCCGGAAACCUCCUGCAAGCCCCAAAGACAGGCAGCAACUCUCGUCUCCUCAGAGGUUGGGCAAAGGGAAGGUCAGCAGCUCGGAGUCGGACCAGUCGAGCACCGAGACGGACAGCACGGUCAAGUCCCAGGAGGAGAGGACCGUGCCCGUGGGACAGCUGGACCCGCAGGAGCUGGCCCAGAAGAUCCUGGAGGAGACGCAGAGCCACAUGCAGGCUGUGGAGAGCCUGCAGAAGGCGAACAUCAGAGGGACGACGCAGAGGGCGGGCGAGGGGAAAGCGGAGGUGCAGGCCCGGCAGACUUCUCAGUCCACUCCCACAACCCCGACUCUGACCGGGGGAGCGCGGGGGUUUCAGCCCUCUGAGACCAGCGCGUUCAGCAGACCUCCCAGCAGGGCGAGCUUAAAGGCUUCCUCGUCCCCUCUCUCCCCGUCUGUCUCAACGCCUCCUCCGACCCGGCCUAAACCUCCGUCCCGCUCCUCGUCCUUGCAGAAAAUCAGCUCCGGCGGGUACAACAGCCCGCCUCAUUCCUCGCCGUCUUUAUCGCUCUCUGUAAAAAAACAGAAUUCCUUUUUCUACACGGGUUCCUCAGACGUGCAUGCCCAGGCUCCGCUCAAAUUCAAAUACUCUCCGUCACCUUACACCUCCCACGUGUCACCGUCCCACUCUCCUGCCGACGACGCCCCAUCCCCAGCUCUCUCCUACUCCUCGACGGGAUCGGUUUCUGCCUCCUCCAGCCCGGCAAACACCCACGAACUGAGCCAGGUCAAACAGGAUAAUAAAGUGCAGACUAUUCAUAACUUAAAGGCGUUCUGGGCCGGCGCCGGUCAGAAACACGAGGAGCCCUGUCCGGCCAGUUACCUCCGAGGCGGGAAUAAAAAAAUGAGCACGGUUCAGAAAGACGUUUUGGGUUUGCUCAACCUCUCGCCUCGACAUGAGUCCGUGAGCAGAGACGCACGGGAAUCGAAUGAGCACAACACUGGCGAGAGACCGAAUGGUCACCAGAAUCUGGGGGCUAAACCGCCUCCGCCUCCUCCUUCUAAAAAGCCCACGAACUCUAAAGGAAGCAUCAAACUUCCCUCUGGGAACGGCUUCAAGUUUCACUCUCCCGGACAUUUUUUUCCUUCUUCUAAAUGUUGAGGGUUUGGGAUUCGGCCGUGCAGAACCGUAGACUUUUCUAUAAGAAGUGGAAGUAGCCUUUGUGACAUUUGCAUUAUUCUUUAUUUCAGCCAAAUGUGACCAUGUUUAGACAAAGGACAGGAAGCUGGAGAGGAGAGAGGAGUUACUGAAUGCUAAGUCGUCUGCUAAUGCUAGCACUCGCUUGAUAAGAAAGGUGCAUUUUGUCAGUCACAGAAAACAGUAUUUUUGAUGAAUAUUUGUUUCUAGCAUAAAGCAGUCUUACACUGAAGUGGCUUUUACUUGCAUUCUUUCUGCUGGCCAGCAGGGGGCGAGUUCAUCGGAUGCAAAACAUAUAAAAGUCCAUGUAAAAAAUUAUCCUACCUUUAAAUUUAUAGUCUAAGGUAGCUCUAACGUUAGCUGAUGACUUUGUAUUUUCUAACCCCUCGCUUGGUUUUAGCUACCUGCACACGUCAGAAACUAGUUACUUAUUGCCCCAAAUUAAACGAGGUGUACAAAACAAAUUCCCCAACUUGGAGCCUCAAAGUGACACUUGGCAAACCAAUGGAUGACAUCACAGUUAAUGCAUUGAUCUUGUGUCUAUUUUUCUCUAAAUGGGGCCAUAGUUUACAAAUGUACAUCAUUCUGUAUUGAGGAAGACUUGAGCUAGCGAUUGACACCAGAAACACAUCGGAAGAACUUACUGAUGUGAUAAAUAAACUGAAGGCCCUGACACACCAAGCAGACCGCAAAGAACUAAUGGCGACGAAGGCCGCCUCACGUCUUCGACAAAAAGUUGCACUUGAACACACCGCAAAGACUCCAGCCGACGGCCAACCACCACAGAACUCUCCAUGCCAGCAGGGGGCGGUCGUCUGUUGUUAUGAUACGAGAACACCAUUUUCACACCGCUGUCGCUCACCACUCGUCUGAUAGGUCGCCUACUAAUCAAGAAUAAUGUCUGAUAAAAAGUAGAAAAUGGCGCUGGCGGUGUCAGUUCUUGGUCUUUUAGUGGAAAAAGAAAAGAAGAGGCGGAGGCGACAAAUAAGGAGAACCCUUCAAAACAAACCAUUUCCUUUGGAGUCGCCCCCUGCUGGCCAUUAGAAAGAAAGCAUAUUCAAGACCCUUACGUAAUGAAUUGUACUUUUCACACCUGUGUAGGGUUGUCACAAUGCCAGAUUUAAACUUUGCUACUAUUCUAGUAAAAUUCAAAUGAUAUUGAGACCUGUUUCGACGCCAAGGCAAACUUAAAAAAAAGUCCCAGGAACCAAGUAUUGGGUAUAUUUCUUAAAGAUGUGGAAUUGUAAAGUAUCCAAGUAUUGAAGAAUUUGACCGUCUUGUACCUGUGGGCUAAUUCCCCUUCUUGUAUUCUGUCUAUGAGCUGAACCCAGAGACUGAAGGCCGAUCCUCUGUGUCAUUUUUGUUGUUUGUACUUUGACAGAAGACGUCUGUCAGCCACAUUUUUUAGCAAUACCUGCUGAAGGAAAGAAGAUUACUUACUCUUUCUUACUGACGGUGAUUUUACAUGUUAUUCUUAUUAUUCUUAUUAUUAUAGUUUAUGUGUGUGAAGGGAUGUUUUUUGAAUGUGAUGACUGUGCCUUCUUGUGGAGAAACCUGGAAGGACAAAAUGACUCUGAGAGAAAUCUCUGGCUUUAAUGUUAUUUUAAUGACUGAUUAGAGAGCAUGUGUGUCACUGCCUCCAUGUACUGUACUCGCAGUCUGCCGACUGUAUGCCUGAAGAAAACAUUUCAUGUCGACCUUAAAUGCUCGCUACACUCGUGUAAAUUGACCCGAUCUGGAUAUAUUGUGUUGUGUUAUUAAUGCCUCUUGUUGUCAUUUAUUUUAUAAAGUUCACUGUGUUUUUCAGUCAUUAUUAUGCAUUUUAUAAAAAGAUUAAACAGAGGAACAAGUGAGGAAAACGCCUUGCUAUUUUUUAUACAGAUAUGGUUUGAUGGGUUAUUAUCAGCAGGGCACAUCUUGCUGUUAUUGACUUUAUGAUGUACAGUUGAUGCAGCAGUCCUCCUGUUAGGUCGUAAACAAACUGAAGGAUAUGACGAAUAAAUACGUUUGUUUCUUG
Molecule: messenger RNA, 10091 nt
Organism: Labrus mixtus (cuckoo wrasse)
Lineage: Eukaryota; Metazoa; Chordata; Actinopteri; Labriformes; Labridae
Gene: ttc28
Product: tetratricopeptide repeat domain 28
Exons: 35
Coding region: 317-8038 (2573 amino acids)
Molecular function (GO): protein binding
Source: RefSeq, a predicted model, not a curated record